Messenger RNA from Protopterus annectens (West African lungfish), 1281 nucleotides. Its product is annotated as vomeronasal type-2 receptor 26-like. The record is from RefSeq and is a predicted model, not a curated record. The coding region runs from base 1 to 1281 and encodes 426 amino acids. NCBI's taxonomy places the organism in Eukaryota, Metazoa, Chordata, Ceratodontiformes, Protopteridae. Gene Ontology annotation, cellular component: membrane. The transcript has 3 exons. Gene Ontology annotation, biological process: G protein-coupled receptor signaling pathway. Gene Ontology annotation, molecular function: G protein-coupled receptor activity.
AUGACCCAUAUUCAUCUGCCAGCCUAUGGUGCUGCAGAGACAGAUGUCAUAGUAUCACAUUUGGUGCAGCACUAUGAACAGCUAUUCAGACAGACAGCCCCAGAUCAGCAGAAGAGGACUGCCCUGUGGAACGAACUAGUCCACAGGGUCAGUGAUGUUGAAUUGUAUAACCGCAGCUAUGAGCAGGUCCGGCAUCAUUGCAGCGACCUGCUUUGCCAUGUACGUCAGCGUGCUGCUGCUAUUCCAAAGUCUGUUUGCACGGAAAGCUGCUCUGCUGGAUACAGAAAGGCAAUGCAUGAUGGUCAGCCUUCCUGCUGCUUCUACUGCAUCAGAUGUGCAGAUGGGGAGAUAUCCAACCAAACUGAUUCUAAUGAAUGCAUCUCCUGCCAUGAAGACCACUGGCCCAAUGAAGCCCAAACCAGAUGUAUUCCGAGAGUCAAAGAGUUUUUUUCUUUCAUUGAACCUCUUGGGAUAGUGACCACUGUUAUCUCUGUAUGCAGUUCUCUUUUUACAGUGUCUGUUCUUGUAGUUUUUGUAUGGUACCAUGGAACUCCAAUUGUCAAAGCUAAUAAUCGUGAACUGAGUUACCUACUUCUUCUGGCUCUUAUUUUAUGCUUCCUUUGUCCACUGAUUUUUAUUGGUCAGCCAGACACUGUAAACUGUAUCUUGAGACAAACAACUUUUGGAAUCAUCUUUGCCAUGUGUGUUUCAUGUGUGCUUGCUAAGACAGUAAUGGUUGUCAUGGCUUUUAAUGCAAAAAAGCCUAACAGUUCCUUACGAAAGUGGGUUGGUCCAAAGCUUUGCUAUGUUAUUGUAAUUACCGGGACAUCAGUGCAAGUAAUUUUGUGCUGUACUUGGUUAGCUAUUUCCCCACCCUUUCCAGAAUACAACAGAAUGUUGUAUCCUGGCAAAAUAAUUAUUGAAUGCAAUGAAGGCUCUUCAGCAGCAUUCUGGUGCAUGCUGGGAUACUUGAGUCUUUUAGCACAUAUAAGCUUUGCAUUGGCUUUCUUGUCAAGGAACUUGCCUGACAGUUUUAAUGAGGCCAAGUUCAUCACAUUUAGCAUGUUUGCCUUUGUCAGUGUGUGGAUAUCAUUCAUACCAGCUUAUUUAAGUACACGAGGAAGGUAUAUGGUGGUUGUGGAAAUAUUUGCUAUUUUGUGUUCAAGUUCUGGUUUGCUUAUUUGCAUUUUUGCACCGAAGUGUUACAUACUAUUGUUAAGAACAGAUUUAAAUACAAAAGAAUAUUUAAUGGGUAGAGCAAUUGUUAAUAAGAAAACAUAG